CGCACGGCGCGGGAGGUUCGGACCCUGCGGCCCGUGGCGGGUCAGCAGGCGGCCAUGGAGGACUACGAGUGGGAGCUGUGCGGCGUCGAGGACGACUUCCAUAGCCAGUUUGCGGCCGAGCUCGAGGUGCUGGCCGAGCUGGAAGGGACAGCCCCCCUGUCAUCCUCCAGUGGCCCCCGGCCCACCGUGGGCCAGCUUCGCCUGACGUUCGAAGAGGCCCUUGCUAGAGGGAAUGUUGCCACUUACUACUCUCCAGCUGGACCUCCAGGGCAUUGCAAGGACAGUGCCAGGAAGAGGCAGCUGCCCGCUGACAUCCAGGGGGACGGACCCCUGCCCUCCACCCCCAAAGUCAAACGGUCCAAGCUGGAGGCUGCCAGGAGACUGAAUUUCAGGCCCGACGAGAUGGAAGAGCCCCUGCUUCCUGACUCCCUGAGUCGGGACAUCACCCCCCCACUGAGUCCUGAGGUCCCUGCUGAGCUGUGGAGCAAGGGGCCUUUGGACACCGGGGCUGAUGUGGAUCUCAGUCCGGCCCCACCAGCCACCCGCAAUCCUGUCCUGAGGCGGCCCCCUGUCUUGGAGGACUAUGUCAACGUGACCUCUACGUGUGGUGACCGGGCCUUCCUGGUGCUGCGGGCUGACCCACUGGGCACUGGGGUGCAGAGCCCUUUCCUUGAUAUCCGGUGGCGUGGCGGUGGCCAGCUGGACCUACUGGGUGUGUCCUUUGCCUCCCUGAAGGAGAAAGUAGACAGCGAGCGGCGGCAGCGACUGCUGGAGGAGGCCCAGCGGCUCUCGGAGACACUGUGCAGUCUCAGGUCAGAGGAGGAGGAAGCCCAGCCUUUGGGAGCCCCGGAGGAGGAGGUGGCUGACAGCCGAGAUGCCUCCCAGCAUUGCCUCUGGGUAGAUAAGUUCGCUCCCCAGCACUACACGGAGCUGCUCAGUGACGAUGCCAGGCCUCUCUUCCCACAGUUCACUAACCGCUGCCUCCUCAAGUGGCUAAAGCUGUGGGAUCUGGUGGUGUUUGGCCGAGAGAGGCCCGCCCGGAAGCCCAGGCCCAGUGUGGAGUUGGCCCGUGGAGGCAAAGAGACUGCGGCCUCCAGCAAGUGGAAGAGCCAUGAGCAGGUGCUAGAGGAGAUGCUAGAGGCUGAGCUGGACCCAAGCCGGCGGCCCCGACAGAAGGUGGCGCUGCUGUGUGGGCCCCCAGGGCUGGGCAAGACCACUCUGGCCCAUGUGAUUGCACGGCACGCUGGGUACUCCGUGGUGGAAAUGAAUGCGAGUGACGACCGCAGCCCUGAGGCCUUUCGCACGCGCAUUGAAGCGGCUACGCAGAUGGAAUCAGUGCUGGGCACUGGUGGGAAGCCCAACUGCCUGGUCAUCGAUGAGAUCGACGGGGCCCCCACGGCUGCCAUCAAUGUUCUCCUGAGCAUCCUGGACCGCAAGGGCCCGCAGGAGGCAGAGCCAAGGGGCCCAGCCAUGCCCAUGGGUGGGGGGCGGCGGCGCCGGGCAGAGGAGGGGCUCCUGAUGAGGCCCAUUAUCUGCAUCUGCAAUGACCAGUUUGCGCCCUCCCUGCGGCAACUGAAGCAGCAGGCUCUUCUGCUCCACUUUCCACCCACUUUGCCCUCCAGGCUCACACAGCGGCUCCAUGAGAUUGCCCUGCAGCAGGGCAUGCACGCUGACCGAGGUGCACUGGCAGCCCUCUGUGAAAAGACAGACAAUGACAUCCGCGCCUGCAUCAACGCCUUGCAGUUCCUGCAUGGGCGGGGCCAGCGGGAGCUGAGUAUUCAGGCUGUGCAGACCACACGCAUUGGCCUCAAGGACCAGCGCAAGGGGCUUUUCUCUGUGUGGCAGGAGGUCUUCCAGCUGCCCCGGGCCCAGAGGCACCGCGUGGGUCAGGACCCGACCCUACCCACCCACGUGCUUCUGCUCAGUGAUGGGCACGCAGGCUCGGAGCCCCUCGCUGCUGAGGCACCCAUGACCCUGGCCUCGCAGCGGUUCUACCACAUUCUGCACAUGGCCGCCUCUGCAGGGGAGCACGAGAAGGUGGUCCAGGGCCUGUUCGACAAUUUCCUGCGGCUACGGCUGCGGGACUCCAGCCUGGGCGCUGUGUGUGCAGCCCUCGACUGGCUGGCCUUUGAUGACCUGCUGGGCCAGGCUGCCCACCACAGCCAGAGCUUCCAGCUGCUGCGCUACCUGCCUUUCCUGCCCCCAGCCUUUCAUCUGCUCUUCGCCUCCAGCCGUGUGCCGAGGAUCGCCUUCCCCAGCAGCCAGCAGGAGGCCCAGAAUCGCAUGAGCCGGACACAGAACCUGAUUCAGACACUAGUGUCAGGCAUCACACCAGCCACCCGCAGCCGGGCAGCACCCCAGGCCCUCGUCCUGGACACCCUCUGCCUGCUUCUGGACAUCCUCGCACCCAAGCUGCGCCCCGUGAGUACGCAGCUGUACAGCGCCCGAGAGAAGCAGCAACUGGCCAGCCUUGUAGGCACCAUGCUUGCUUACAGCCUGACCUACCGCCAGGAGCGCACACCUGAUGGGCAGUAUGUCUACAGGCUGGAGCCGAAUGUGGAAGAGGUCUGCCGCUUUCCCGAGCUUCCUGCCCGCAAGCCCCUCACCUACCAGGCCAAGCAGCUCAUUGCCCGCGAGGUUGAAGUGGAGAAGAUGCGGCGGGUGGAGGUCUUGGCUCGGGCUAGGGACAGCCCCCAGGUGGACGGAGAUGCCCUGGGGGCCGAGGGUCCGCUGGGGAGCACUGGGGAGAAAGGGGCGCAGCCACCUGCCCCAUAUAGCCACAAGCAGCAGCUGGAGUGCAUCAUGAAGAAAGCCACUCUGGAGGAGCAGCCUGAGAGGGACUUCUUUGGCCGUGUGGUUGUCAGGAGAGCAGCAGCCCCAAGCACAGAGGAUGCAGCUCCUGAGACCGACACAGCUGAACGGCGCAUGGGCACUGCGGUGGGCAGGAGCGACGUCUGGUUCCGCUUCAAGGAGGGUGUCUCCAAUGCCGUGCGUCGCAGCCUGUACAUCAGGGACCUGCUGUAGGUGGGCCACACUGAGCCCCUGGGAUCUAUGCUGGACAUCCCUGUGUUGUGCUGGACGUUUGGAUCUGUGCUGGACGUCGUUGGGAUCUAUACUGGACAUCCUGAUCCACGCUGGACCACCCUGGGGUCAUGCUGGGUGCCCUGGAUCCACCCCAGAUGUCCCCAGGAUCUAUGCUGGACACCCUGGUCCUAUGCCAGAUGUCCCCAAAUACACACCGGACGCCUGGACAUUCCUUUCUCUCUGCUAGAGAAUGUACAGAAGACUUACAGCCUCAGAAAGUCUUUUUUAUAAAGAC
Messenger RNA from Camelus dromedarius (Arabian camel), 3319 nucleotides. RefSeq names its product chromosome transmission fidelity factor 18 (gene CHTF18). The transcript is spliced from 22 exons. The coding region runs from base 55 to 3024 and encodes 989 amino acids. NCBI's taxonomy places the organism in Eukaryota, Metazoa, Chordata, Mammalia, Artiodactyla, Camelidae. Gene Ontology annotation, cellular component: nucleus. The record is from RefSeq and is a predicted model, not a curated record. Gene Ontology annotation, molecular function: DNA clamp loader activity; DNA binding; single-stranded DNA helicase activity.